AUGGCUCCUGCUUUCCCACACCUAUCAAAUCUAAUCGCAAACUACCUCCGAUGUGUUUCGGCUACUGAGCCGUCGGCUAUUCCUUUUCCAUUCCAAUGCAACUCUAUGAGUGAUGAGCUGCCUGAGGAUAUCAGACGAAUUAUCACCGCACAGACGGAGAGAAAACUGCCGACCACGGUGACAUUACCGGUGCUUCCGAAAAUCGGGCAACCGUUCCCUAACACGGACACGGUUUUCGGUCAAAGUUCAAGUGCUCAUCCACGAGAAUCGAGCUCAGAUAUGGGUUCUAGUGGCCACCUAGUACAACCCUCCUUCACUCCUCAAAUGAAACGCUCAAGUGCUACUAAGCAACAUCGCCCUGAUCAGAUCCUACAGUUUGAUUAUUCGCAUAUUCCCAACCAUGAACUGCUCAGCUCUACUGAAUCGACCUCUAACGCCGAUGCUGGGAGACGUGCCUCGAUAAACGCGCUCACAACCGAGUUGGAUCGAACAUUCGUUAUUCGAAGAGCAGAGCCAUCAUUAACAUUGCCAUCCGACGAUGCUAUUUCUGUAUUGGAUCUCACACUUGCUCCGAUUCCGGCAACUCUUCCAGUCAUUCCUGGUCUACAAACUGCCAUCGACAACCUCAGCAACAGACGAGUGCAAAGUAUUUUGGACGCAUGCAUGCUGUACGACCGUGAGCAAAGAGGCUACCUGAGUGCCCCAUCCAUGAUUAAAUGUAUUGGAGAAGUAGUCACCAGCGUCCAUUCAUCGGACUCACCCUGGCGAUUGCUCUUGAAUUCCAUGGCACCCAGAGGAGAGUUCAUCGAAUACAAGAGGCUGUUCGCGCUUAUUCAAAAGACGAGACAACCUGAAGUCAGCGAAGAAACCAUACCUGAGCUCCUCACACCGCUAAACAUCGAUGACGGUCAAUUCACAUUCAAAUCGAGCACAAGCCAGGAAAAUCGCCAGAUCUGCCGAGCUCAGGUUAUGAAGGAGAUCGAAGUGAUGCUUAUGCGGAACCCCGAACUCUCUUUGGAUCGACUAAGAACAGCUACAACUCACAAGGGAGGAAGCAUUACGAUGAACAGUUACCUCUACUGA
Molecule: messenger RNA, 1083 nt
Organism: Haemonchus placei
Lineage: Eukaryota; Metazoa; Nematoda; Chromadorea; Rhabditida; Trichostrongylidae
Source: the annotation of a GenBank genome assembly